UAAACAUAGAAUUAUUACCGACCAAACCAAAAGAAACCAGAGGGAAAUAACCAAGGAAACCGUGCAAACGAAGAAGAAGAACCAGAAACAGAGAAGAAAUAGAAGGCGAGUGAACAAAGCAGUAGAAAAAUGGCAGAUAAAUUGGCACCAGAAAAACGUCACAUAUUCCUCCACAACGGUGAAAAGGUGUUCGAGUGGGAUCAAACCCUAGACGAGGUCAAUAUUUACAUCAAUCUUCCUCCCAAUGUUCAUUCCAAACAAUUCUAUUGUAAGAUUCAGUCCAAACACAUUGAACUUGGCAUCAAAGGCAAUCCUCCCUUUCUCAACCAUGAUCUUACUUCCCCGGUGAAGACAGAUUCUUCUUUCUGGACUUUAGAGGAUGACAUAAUGCAUAUAACUUUGAAUAAGAGAGAUAAGGGUCAAACAUGGGCUUCUCCCAUAUUAGGUCAGGGUCAGUUGGAUGCUUACUCUACUGAUUUAGAACAGAAGCGCCUCAUGCUUCAGAGGUUUCAAGAGGAGAACCCGGGUUUUGAUUUUUCACAAGCUCAAUUUUCUGGAAACUGUCCUGAUCCAAGGACCUUCAUGGGUGGAAUCAGAUCAGAUUGAUCUUUGCCAUAGGAGUAUCUAUUUGCCUGCUGUAAGGUGAUAAUCAGAUAGUAAUAAUCUGUGUAAUCACUUUUGUCUCCUCCUUGCUUGAUGCCAUUUAAUUAAGGCAAUCUUAACACACACUAAUGAAUAACUGACUUUUGGCAUUAUGUUCAUCUUUUGGCUGCCCCUUGGCUUUUAAAGUUAAAUAUGUAUAUACAAAAUGAAGUCUUUUAGUAAGACAUCAUCGUUCUAGUAUGAUAUAAUAACUAUUUUCAUUUGAAGUCUCA
Molecule: messenger RNA, 875 nt
Organism: Cicer arietinum (chickpea)
Lineage: Eukaryota; Viridiplantae; Streptophyta; Magnoliopsida; Fabales; Fabaceae
Biological process (GO): protein folding
Cellular component (GO): cytoplasm
Source: RefSeq, a predicted model, not a curated record